AUGUCGGGCUUUGAUGCUGGGCGAGUUUUUUCCACGCAGGUGCUGUCCGAGGCAGAGGCAUCGCAUGCGCCCGACGCGCCUGUGCAGAUUGAAACGACCUUUUUUGAGUUUCUGCAGCAUUUCCGGCUGGGGAAUGAAUACAUCUACCGCGACCGGCUGCGUGCGAACCUGCUCGUGAAGCAGUACGUGCUCGAUGUCCUGCUUGAGCACGUCCAGAUGUGGAGCCCAACGCUUGCGCAGAUGCUGCGCGAGACACCCACGGACAUCCUGCCGCAGUUUGAGGCGGCAGUCCGGCGCGCGGCGCGCCUGAUUCUGUACCCAGUCAUUGCGGGCGCAGAGCGUCCAGACGCGCCCGAGUGCCAAGUGACGCUGCGGUCCACGGCGAAUUUGACUGCGAUGCGCGACUUGAAUGCGAACAAUGUAGCGCACCUUGUCCGUGUGCCUGGGAUUGUGAUCAGCACUUCAUUUCCCUCCUCGAGGGUCACCGAGCUGCAUCUCAUGUGCCGCGACUGCCGCGGCCUGCGCACCCUGCCUGUCGUCUCUGGGUUCGGUGGCUUUACACUGCCGCGCCAGUGCAAUGCACCCAAAGUAGACGGGAGCAUCAGGUGCAGCGUCGAGCCGUACCUGAUUUUGCACGAAAAAUCCACCUUUGUCGAUACGCAGACCUUGAAGCUGCAAGAGGCCCCCGAGCUUGUGCCAGUCGGCGAGCUGCCGCGCCACAUGCUCCUCUCCGCAGACCGCGCAUUGUGUGGCCGCGUAGUACCCGGCGCAAGCAUCAUUGCGACGGGUAUUUUUUCCACGUUUGUGACGCGCAACAGCGCAACACCCAAUGCCGUAGCACUCCGCACGCCGUACCUGCGCGUGCUUGGGAUGGAGAUCGAUGCCGGUGGCCCUGGCGGCCGCGGUGCUGCGCGCGUCUUUACCGCGGAGGAGGAAGACGAGUUUAGCCGGAUGGCCAAGACGCCAGGCCUGUACCAGAAAUUCGCGCAGAGCAUCGCGCCGAGCAUCUUUGGCAGCGACGAUAUAAAAAAAGCAAUUACCUGCCUGCUAUUUGGCGGCUCUAAAAAGGUGCUGCCGGAUAGUAUGCGCCUGCGCGGCGACAUUAAUAUUCUGCUGCUCGGCGAUCCAGGGACGGCCAAGAGCCAGCUGCUCAAGUUUGCCGAAAAAGUAUCGCCGAUUGCCGUGUAUACCUCUGGAAAAGGCAGUAGUGCCGCGGGUCUUACCGCGUCGGUCAUGCGUGAUCCCAACAGUGGCGAGUUCUUCCUCGAAGGCGGCGCUAUGGUGCUGGCCGACGGCGGAGUCGUGUGCAUCGAUGAGUUUGACAAGAUGCGCGACGAAGACCGCGUCGCAAUCCACGAGGCCAUGGAGCAGCAGACCAUCUCGAUUGCCAAGGCGGGCAUCACUACUGUGCUCAACUGCCGCACGGCAGUGCUUGCCGCUGCGAAUCCAGUGUGGGGCCGGUACGACGAGAUGAAGUCGCCGGGAGAGAAUAUCGACUUUCAGACCACCAUCUUGAGCCGUUUCGACAUGAUCUUUUUGGUCAAGGACGAGCACAGUGCGGCCCGCGACCAGAAUAUCGCACGCCACGUCAUUAGCAUCCACAUGAACGGCGCUGCAGAUGCGGGCGACGCCGAGGGCGAGAUUGAUUUGCAGCGCAUGAAGCGGUACAUUAGUUUUUGCCGCGCGCGCUGCGCGCCGCGGCUCACUGCCGAGGCUGCUGAGAAACUCUCGAGCCACUUUGUCGCGAUCCGCAAGCAGGUCGCACAAGUCGAGCGCGACCACGCCGAGCGCUCUGGUAUUGCCAUCACCGUUCGCCAGCUCGAAGCCAUUAUCCGCAUCAGCGAGGCGAUCGCGAAAGUAACGCUGAGCGCCAACGCAACCGAAGAGCACGUCGACGAAGCGAUCCGUCUUUUCCGAUUCAGUACCAUGAAUGCGGUGGAGAGUGGCAAUGUCGAGGGAAUGACGCGCGGCGAACUUCAGGAAGAGGUCCAGAAGCUCGAGCGCGAGAUACGGCGCAGGCUGCCGAUUGGAUGGAGCACGAGCCAGACCAAGCUACGCAUCGAGUUUGUCGACAAGCAGCACUACUCGCAGCACGCGUUCGACCGCGCGCUCUACAUUUUCGAAAAACGCGACGUGCUGCGCUUUUCGAACCAGCGCAAGGCGGUAACACGUGUAGGUGUGUAA
Messenger RNA from Malassezia vespertilionis, 2184 nucleotides. RefSeq names its product DNA helicase (gene MCM5). Gene Ontology annotation, molecular function: single-stranded DNA binding; single-stranded DNA helicase activity; ATP binding. Lineage: Eukaryota; Fungi; Basidiomycota; Malasseziomycetes; Malasseziales; Malasseziaceae. Gene Ontology annotation, cellular component: MCM complex; nucleus. Gene Ontology annotation, biological process: DNA replication initiation; DNA replication; double-strand break repair via break-induced replication. Bases 1 to 2184 code for a protein of 727 amino acids. The transcript has a single exon. The record is from RefSeq and is a predicted model, not a curated record.